Molecule: messenger RNA, 1885 nt
Organism: Leptinotarsa decemlineata (Colorado potato beetle)
Lineage: Eukaryota; Metazoa; Arthropoda; Insecta; Coleoptera; Chrysomelidae
Product: excitatory amino acid transporter 1
Biological process (GO): L-glutamate transmembrane transport
Cellular component (GO): plasma membrane
Molecular function (GO): L-glutamate transmembrane transporter activity; glutamate:sodium symporter activity; neutral L-amino acid transmembrane transporter activity
Source: RefSeq, a predicted model, not a curated record
GACAAUAUAUUAUCUUUCAGUGUGUGAGUGCGUGCGAUCCCCAUAUUAGUUGGUACAUCGGAUUAAAAAGUGUUGGUGUCUGUCAGUUGUUUUGAUUUUCUGAACUGGUCGAGUCUGAGAUUAUCAUUCUCGACGCCUCCGAUUCAACGGUUUGAAGUUACUCUUAUAAGGAGAACACUGGGUCACUGAAACGAGUAUAGGACCAUGGCUCACCGGCACCAUAACUUCGACGUGGUCGACGUCGAUAAUGACGAUAGGCCCAACAGGAACAAAUGCUACGGGUGUUUGAAACAAAACACACUCACUAUAGCCACAGUGACAGGAGUGAUUCUGGGAGCAAUCGUUGGAAUCGUACUUAGAUCGUCAAAAGACAAUUGGACGGAUCGAGAGAUUAUGUACAUAGGCUACGUCGGGGACGUAUUCCUGCGGAUGCUCAAAUCCCUGAUUUUGCCUUUAAUAAUAUCUUCUUUGGUGUCCGCCAUUGCUAGCUUAGAUUUAUCGUUAUCGAGUAAGAUUGCUGCGAGAGCCAUAGCCUACUAUCUGACAACGACUUUUGCCGCUGUUGUCUUGGGAAUGAUAGUGGUUGUUACUAUCAGACCUGGGGUAGGACACGAAGAAGAUAACAGCAUGAAAUCGGAGGUCGCAGCACGAAAUGUCCUUACGAGUGAUACCCUUUUGGAUUUGGUCAGAAAUAUGUUUCCCCCGAAUAUUGUUGAAGCUUGUAUCUUUCAGGUAAAUACACGAUUUUCAGAUCUAACCAAGUUCCAAAUCGACAAGGAGACAAUCCAAAACACGAAUAUCUUAGGUCUGGUAGUCGUAGCGGCUGCACUAGGCAUAGCUAUUGCCCAGCUGGGAGAAGAAGCCCGUACUAUGGCGAAUUUUUUCCACAACCUUAUGGCGGUCAGCAUGAAGAUCACCUCGUGGGUGAUUUUCUUAUCGCCUGUCGGUAUUUUCUUCUUAGUAGCUUCCGAAGUAUUACAGAUGGACGAUAUCGGUAAAGUGAUGGCAUCUUUAGGAUGGUAUUUUUUUACUGUGUGCUUGGGUCUUGCGAUUCAAGGCUUCGUGAUACUGCCAAUCCUCUAUUUCCUUCUGACCCGAAAAAAUCCCGUGAGGUUCAUCCAGAACAUGGGGGUGGCGAUUGUAACGGCCUUUGGAACUGCUUCGAGUUCCGCAACGUUGCCGGUAACAAUUCGAUGUUUGGAAGAAAACAAUGGGGUUGAUCGUAGAGUGGCCCGUUUUGCUCUGCCCAUAGGAUCCACCAUCAACAUGGAUGGUACGGCUCUGUAUGAAGCCGUCGCAGCUAUUUUCAUUGCCCAAGUUAGACAAGUACCCAUGGAUUUUGGUACAUUGGUAGCUAUCAGUGUAACCGCUACAGCAGCAAGCAUUGGAGCGGCUGGAAUUCCCCAGGCCGGGUUGGUAACAAUGGUUAUGGUCCUGGACACUGUCGGAUUACCUGCUGAGUCUGUCAGUCUGAUUUUAGCAGUCGAUUGGUUACUAGACCGAUUCCGGACCGCCAUUAAUGUCAUGGGAGAUGCUUUUGGAGCUGGCAUAGUCUACCAUAGAAGUUUGAAAGAAUUAGGUCUUUUGAAAACCUCUGAUGAUUCGAAUCGAGUUGAAAAGUUAGAUGGCAACAGACCUCCAGAUUAUCCAGGAGAGAACGAAAAUCUAACAGCUGAAACCUCUCACUGAUACACGGAAACUGCUGCCAUCCAUGUCGACUGCACGAUUAAACUUGUUUCAUUUUUUUUUCAAAAUUCCAGAAUGUAUGAAAAUGAUAAAAAAUAUACCGACAUUACUUUUUCGAAUUCCUUGAUUUUCACAAAAUGAAUACAUUUCAUUAUAUCAUUGUUUAUAUUAAUUUAGCAAUAAAAAACGUCAGAUUAUU